UGCACAAAACGGUGGUCAAUCCAGGAAACCGAGCAAAGAGUUGGACACAUGCAUGUUCACACCGAGCUGGAGGCCAUAAAUAGUAGAGACCAAGCUGCAUCUUCUUGUUAUCUUCAGUUAUUCAGAAGUUCAGAGCAGUAGAGGAAGAACAGGAUAAGAUCAUAGCUAGAGAUUUCAGAGAGAGAAUCUAGAGAGAGAGAGAAGAGAUGGCUGGAGGAGAGCAUGGAGUUAAUGGCCAGCAUGAAGAAACCAGAGCUAUGGAGGAAGGCAGCAGAGAUCAUCAAGCAAGGUGUGAGAAUUCAGAGCAAGAUGGAGGAAGCAAGAGCUCUAGUAAUAACCACCCCAUGUUCUCUGUCCAAUUCGCGCAGAAGGUGAUCGCGGAGAUCUUGGGGACGUUCUUCCUCAUCUUCGCGGGGUGCGCGGCGGUGGCGGUGAACAAGAGGACGGGAGGCACGGUGACGUUCCCGGGGAUCUGCAUCACGUGGGGGCUCGCCGUGAUGGUGAUGGUGUACUCCGUCGGCCACAUCUCCGGCGCGCACCUCAACCCGGCGGUCACCCUCGCGUUCGCCACCUGCGGCAGGUUCCCGUGGCGGCGGGUGCCGGCGUACGCGGCGGCGCAGGUGGCCGGCUCGGCGGCGGCGAGCGCGGCGCUGCGGGCGCUGUUCGGCGGCGCGCCGGAGCACUUCUUCGGGACGGCGCCGGCCGGGUCCGACGUGCAGUCGCUGGCGAUGGAGUUCAUCAUCACCUUCUACCUCAUGUUCGUCGUCUCCGGCGUCGCCACCGACAACCGAGCUAUUGGUGAACUAGCUGGCCUUGCCGUUGGAGCUACCGUCUUAGUAAAUGUGCUCUUUGCUGGGCCAAUAUCAGGAGCGUCCAUGAACCCGGCCAGGACCAUCGGACCGGCGAUCAUCCUCGGCCGGUAUACCGGUAUCUGGGUGUACAUCGCCGGCCCGGUUUUUGGCGCAGUUGCUGGCGCGUGGGCCUACAAUCUUAUCCGGUUCACCGACAAACCGCUAAGAGAGAUCACCAUGACUGCAUCCUUCAUUAGAAGCACAAGGAGGAACUAGGUCCCAGAAUUGAUCAGUUUUAUUGUGGUAAAAUGUUUCCUUUUUUUUUCUGUAGCUAGUGAUGUUGAUGGAAUGAAUGGGCAGUAAAAGUAAUUGACACUGUGAUUGCAUAGAUUUUACAUGCUUUGGUUGGCUUGUUGUAGCUUAAAUGGUGAAGGAUUGGGUUACUUGUUGUAAUUAUCAUUCUGAAGAAAAACAUUGACACCAAAUGGCUGUGCUAGAAUUUUGAUAAGAUUUAUUUUUAUUUGAGCA
Oryza sativa Japonica Group (Japanese rice) is the source of this 1319-nucleotide messenger RNA. Its product is annotated as aquaporin NIP1-3-like. The record is from RefSeq and is a predicted model, not a curated record. Lineage: Eukaryota; Viridiplantae; Streptophyta; Magnoliopsida; Poales; Poaceae. Gene Ontology annotation, biological process: transmembrane transport. Gene Ontology annotation, molecular function: channel activity. Gene Ontology annotation, cellular component: membrane.